Messenger RNA from Rhizophagus irregularis DAOM 181602=DAOM 197198, 961 nucleotides. The record is from RefSeq and is a predicted model, not a curated record. NCBI's taxonomy places the organism in Eukaryota, Fungi, Glomeromycota, Glomeromycetes, Glomerales, Glomeraceae.
UUUUUUUUUAUUACAAAAUGAAAUAAUUUCUAUCUAGAAAACUUUUUUUUUUUACAAUCACGUUAUGAGUUUACGUUUAUACGGUCUAUGCCAAUUUUGGAAAUACUAAUUAAAUUUAUUUGUAAUUUGUGAUUGAUUGUCUUAAAAAACUAUAUAAAGACAAUUAAACCCUUUAAAAUCGAAAUUUCACAUUUUUUUUAAAUAAAUAAAAUAUAUAUUUAUUUAUUAAAAAAAAAAAAAAAAAAAAAUGUCGAAUCCAAAUAAUCCGAAUAAUCCGUUCUCACCAUAUUUAACGGAAGAGAAUAACAAUAACAGCAAUAAUAAUAACAAUGAUAAUGAGAAUCAAAAUAAUAAUGAAAAGAAUAACGAUAUUUCAAAAAUCUUAGAAGAAGGCACAGCGACAGCUAUUCCACCACCAGCUUACAAUGAGAUAGAAAGACCACAACCUACUCAAGCAGGUUUUGACUAUCCAUCAUAUCCUCCCCCUCCAUUUCAAGCAUCGGAAAUGCCAGUUGGUGAAAAUAACUACUCUACAAUUGUACAUAGUGAAAGAAGGGGUAUGAAUUAUCUAAUUGUUAUGAAUGUUAUUAUUUUAAAAAAUGAUUAUAUUAAUUAUAUAAAUCAUUUAUUUUAUUUAGGGCGUAGAGCUGCAUGCUGCUGUGCCGGAAAUUCGAAAAGAAAUAAGACUUGCAAUUGCGGCUGGAUGAUCGUUUUGAUUAUAUUCAUUAUUCUAGGAGUAAAUAUGGUUUUUUUUUUCCUUACUGCGCAUACUACGCAUUUUAUGUUAAUAUUUUAAUUUGUAUUUUUUUUUUUUAGGUUCUUUCAAUAAUAAAUAACAAUGCAUGCAAUAACAUAAGUUUAGGAGCAAAUCCGGAAAGAUUUAGUUUUGAUACCAGUACCAGUACAAUUUUCCGAGUUAAUACAGAUGAGGCUCGAGUUAGACGUGGUGAAAUUAGAAUUU